Molecule: messenger RNA, 1761 nt
Organism: Pararge aegeria (speckled wood butterfly)
Lineage: Eukaryota; Metazoa; Arthropoda; Insecta; Lepidoptera; Nymphalidae
Product: activating signal cointegrator 1
Exons: 12
Coding region: 125-1690 (521 amino acids)
Biological process (GO): positive regulation of DNA-templated transcription
Cellular component (GO): nucleus
Molecular function (GO): transcription coactivator activity; zinc ion binding
Source: RefSeq, a predicted model, not a curated record
UAUAAAAAUUAGAUGUGACAACAGGUCUUAAUAUGUCAAACAGCUGUUCUUGGUGGCUCUGUUCUCGGAAUUUCUGAAAGUUUUGAAGACUGUUGCGAUAAUAUUGCGAAAGGUUAAAAUUAAAAUGGAAGAGUGGGUCAGUGAAGGAUUGUCCAAAAUAUUAGACUUUGAAAUACCUGAAGAUCUAAUAAAAUAUAUUUUAUCAAUAGAGAAUGAAAAAGAUUUAAACGAAUAUCUUAGAACUCUACUGGAUUUCGAUAAUUCACAGCAUAAAAACUUUUACUUAGAGUUGACUAAAAAGAUAUUUCCUAACAGAGGAAGUUCCCAAACAAAACAGCAAAAAAAAAAGUUAUCAAAAAAUAAACAGCAAGAUUUUAUGAGUGUUGAACCAACUACUACACCAAAUACAAAUACUGAAGAAGAUUCCAAAUCUAAGAAAAAAACAAAAUUUGUCAACCUCUACUCUCAAGAGGGGAAGAAUGCUCAAGUUGUUUUAUUGAAAGGUAGGCACCACUGUGAAUGCCAGGCGUCCAAGCAUGAGCUGAUAAACAACUGUCUGCAAUGCGGCCGAGUGGUUUGCAGGCAAGAAGGUUCCGGGCCCUGCUUGUUUUGUGGUAAUUUGGUAUGCACUCCAGAGGAGCAAAGAGAAAUAAAUGCGAAGACUAAAUCCAGUGCCAAGCUUAUGGAGACUCUGAUGGAAAGGAGCCGACCUAAGGGUUGGGAGGCUGCUGUGUCACAUAGGAACAGGCUACUGGAGUAUGACCGCACUAGUGAACGUCGUACACGCGUCACAGAUGAUGAUAGCGACUACUUCAGCGCCAACAGCGUGUGGCUCAACGCAACCGAACGCGAAAAGCUGCAGAAGUACCAGCAAUCGCUACACGAAAAGAAGCACACUUCCAGGCUUAAUAAGAAGAUGACUUUCGAUUUUGGAGGUCGUCAAAUCUUAGAAGACAAGACCAUAGAUCACGAAGUGGAUGAGGAACGCAUUAGGCAAAUGACUGCAAAUAGUGGCAACACCAGUACUAACGCGCAAAUUCUGCGGCCAGACUUGUUCGCCGACAUGUCGACCGAUCGCGACGUUGCUCCGGGUGUGAACGCGCCUUUAUUACAGUUCGACGAGACGGUCUGUGAAGGCUAUUAUGCAUCAGCGGUGAGGUCGACCUGGGCUCAGUCAACCCGCAUCCAAGAUCUGGAGCUGCAAGAGAUGAGCGACUCCGGCAAAUGCUUGUCCAUGCACCAACCUUGGGCAUCGCUGCUGGUUGAGGGCAUUAAAAGACACGAGGGUCGAACCUGGUACACGAGCCACCGCGGCCGCCUUUGGAUCGCCUCCACCGCUAGAGCACCCGACCACGGUGUUGUGAGCUCGGUUGAGAACCAGUACAGAGUUCUUCGUCCGGAUGAGGAACACAAUUUUCCCUCUUUCUAUCCAACGGGAUGUCUUCUCGGAUGCGUCAAUGUUGAUGACUGCUUACCGCAAGAGGAAUAUGCAAAGAAAUACGCGAACUGUGACGAGAGCGACAGUCCCUACGUACUCAUUUGCUCUAAUCCCGUCAGUCUGAGACUGCGUUUUCCUAUCAAGGGACAUCAUAAGAUUUAUUCUUUGGAUAAGACCAUUCAUCAAGCGGCGGUGAAAUCUAUGCAGAAAACAUCAAAAAUGCGCGCCGCUGAAGAAGCCAAUGCUGGAUAAGUGAAUCAAGAAUUAUUACUUAAAAUGUUUAAUAAUAUAUUGUAAAUUUGAAAUAAAAGAAUUUGUAACUU